AUGAGGUUCCCACUGAUAUCGGUGCUCCUGGCGGGGGCUCUAAUGGCUGCUUUCGGGGACAUCAGGACACGCCAAACGAACAUUAAAUGCGAAACGCGGGAUCCGUCGUAUGCGAAGGCGCUUGUCUGCCGCCUGAAGGUGCUGGGGCGUGGCAUUAUCGGAGCCAAUAUCCAUGUGAAAUUGCUCAAACUACCAGCUCGGAAGGUGUCCAUCAAUUUCAGUGUCUUUCAAAAGCUCUCCGGCUACCAUCCGUUCCUGUUCAACGUCACCGUGGACCUUUGCCACUACAUGAAGCACCCGAAUCCCCUCAACGUCUUCUACUACUUCUACGGGGCCCUGCGGCCCUUCAUCAACAAGAACCACACUUGCCCCAUCAACCACGAUAUUAUCCUGAAAGACUUUGUUCUGGAUGAUCAAAUGUUCGCCAAAGUCCCUCUACCCAAGGGCAGCUACAUGUUCAAGAUCAAAAUAAUCAGCGAGGGUGUGUGGAGGGGGACCAUUUACUCCUACAUGGAUAUUAAUGUGGAUGAUAAUCCCCGUAUUAAGUCGGGCUAAGAUUUGCUAUGAGACUCUCGACUCUCUCUCUCUCUCUCUCUCUCUCUCUCUCUCUCUCUCUCUCAGCUGGAUGUUGCACCCACCCUCCAUCUGUUGGGGGUGGAACAGGGACUAAAAAUUGGGGUUUGAGGGUUGCACCUUUCCCUGCUAAAAAUAGAAUAAAAUCUUAUUAAGAUCAGUAACAAACUCAAUAAAAUCCAUAAAAUCCUUAGAUUUGAGAGGGUGUGAGACCCAGAGGUCAGGGACAACGACACUGACCUCUAAUUUCGGAUUAAACAGAGAUAUAGUAGGUCAGGAAAUGAUUGACUUCUAGAAAUAUUAGUGGCACUCGAGUGGAUUCUGAAAGGUGCAAUCGAUUAAGCGGUAUUUGAGUAUCAUUUGUAAUGUAUCUUGAAAAUGUGCGACCCUGAGGUUUGCCCAGAUAUCCUUGGCUGGGAGAGACACCAGUAACCGACAAAAGAAACUUAAGGAUGCAGAUACCCGUCUGUCGUCUGACUCGAAUUAAUCGCAGUUCCUUCGAUAAGUAAUGCGCAAAAACUUUGAACAAAAGAUGCGAGUUUAGUUAUUUAUGCCACAUUCGCACACUCGCACACAAACCAGAAACCAAAUGGAGAAGGGGGUGAAAACUCUGCUGUUUUUCUUCGCUUUUCCAACUGAAAAUCGGUUUUUCCUACCCCCCGCUCGGACAGCCUCCCUGGGCUGACAGAACUGAUGCGUAAUAACACUGUCCAACAAUAGGUUCGAGUGUAAAGCAGCGUUGGGCGGGCUUUCUUUGUGCCGAGUUGUGCCCACGACAUGUGUGGAGAUAAUGUUUUUUAUCCCCAAUC
This is a messenger RNA of Drosophila miranda, 1382 nucleotides long. RefSeq lists its product as uncharacterized. The transcript is spliced from 2 exons. Bases 1 to 555 code for a protein of 184 amino acids. Lineage: Eukaryota; Metazoa; Arthropoda; Insecta; Diptera; Drosophilidae. The record is from RefSeq and is a predicted model, not a curated record.